GAAAGCAAAAUGUUAUGCAAAUAUCUCAAAGGAUGGUGAAGAGUUUUUGUGAAAUUCUAAGUAUGGGAGACAGAUUAGAUUUCCCUACUUCAUCAGAGAUGACAAACAGUGGAGUUCGAGUUUCAUUUAGAAAAAAUGAAGAUAUGAGUCAACCAAAAGGCUUGAUUGUUACUGCUGCUACUUCCCUAUGGCUUCCUCUUUCAUUUGAUACUGUUUUUAAUUUCUUCAAAGAUGACAAGACAAGAACUCAGUGGGAUGUUUUAACCAAUGGGAAUGCUGUGGGCGAGUUAGCCCGAAUACCAACAGGAUAUUUUCCUGGAAACUGUAUUUCAAUAAUUCAGCCUUAUGUGUCAAAGGAGAACAACAUGUUACUGCUUCAAGAGACAAAUAUCGAUCCAAUGGGAGCUUUUAUAAUCUAUGCACCCAUAGAUUUACCAGCAGUUACUUCAAUUAUCAAUGGAGCAGACACCACACAAAUUCCCAUAUUGCCCUCUGGUUUCAUCAUAAGUCCUGAUGGUCGCCUUGCCGCGGAUAGGGACAGUAAUGGAAUUUCACAAACCGGUUCGCUGUUGACAGUGGCUUUUCAGAUAUUGGUUUCUGCCAAUAAUAAUAAUAAUUCAAUUUCCAAGCAGCAAAAUAUGGAGGCAGUGGCUACUGUUCAUACCCUUUUGAGCUCUACAGUUCAAAAGAUCAAAGUUGCAUUGGAUUGCACUGAUUAAAAAUAAUGAUGUUGGUUUAAUUUCAUGUUGUUUUUUUGUUUUUUUUUUUUGAAUUUUCUAAGAGAUUUUAAAACUUAGAUAAAAAUAAAUUUGAAGGAUGGUGUUUUCCCUUCAAUGUGACUUGUGAAA
Messenger RNA from Nicotiana tabacum (common tobacco), 848 nucleotides. The record is from RefSeq and is a predicted model, not a curated record. Lineage: Eukaryota; Viridiplantae; Streptophyta; Magnoliopsida; Solanales; Solanaceae.